Messenger RNA from Aspergillus alliaceus, 618 nucleotides. RefSeq lists its product as uncharacterized. Bases 1 to 618 code for a protein of 205 amino acids. The transcript has 4 exons. The record is from RefSeq and is a predicted model, not a curated record. Lineage: Eukaryota; Fungi; Ascomycota; Eurotiomycetes; Eurotiales; Aspergillaceae.
AUGACCCCAUCAAGGCGAUCCAUCAAUGGGCGAGAUAUUCACCGGCCGGUUGAUAGCCCUGAGGCGCUCGUCCUCAAAGCGUGGGCGCAAGGCCUUAUGGUAGGGGCCUUGUUUGUUAUGACCGCCGUUACCUACGCAAACAUGCGGGCCAGUGUUAUGCAUAAGUUGAUUAUAUUGGAACUAUUGCUAGCACUCCCCCAUGGGGCGUUUGCCUUCGUCCCAGAACCUGCCUACGGCCGGUAUCUGCUUGUCACAGCUGUUGGGCUGAUCAUUUCCUGGUCAUUGCAUAAUGUCAUCGCUUGGAUGAAGGGAAGCACUCUUCAGAGACCCUGGUGGAUCUACACUGCCUGCAAUAUCUUCUGGGUCAUCAAGAGACACUACAGUUUUGGGGCCAUUGAGCUCAUCCGGGGGGCCCCACGAUUCGGCCUCAUGCCCAUAUCAAUCUGCUUGUCAAUUGUGUUUAUGUUACUCGAUCUAUCAGCUGUGACAGACGUGAUCCGAGGUGCGGUUGACCGGGGAAUAAAUCCUUUCUGGAAGCUAUGUCUUGUGUUCAAGUGUCUCUGCGACAUGAUCAUUCUGGAUGAUUUCAAGACUGCUCUUGACAAGCUCAGUGCGUGA